This is a messenger RNA of Leptopilina boulardi, 2185 nucleotides long. RefSeq names its product exopolyphosphatase PRUNE1 (gene pn). Lineage: Eukaryota; Metazoa; Arthropoda; Insecta; Hymenoptera; Figitidae. The transcript is spliced from 6 exons. Bases 420 to 1535 code for a protein of 371 amino acids. Gene Ontology annotation, molecular function: exopolyphosphatase activity. The record is from RefSeq and is a predicted model, not a curated record. Gene Ontology annotation, cellular component: cytoplasm.
UCCAGUUUCCCUCAAGUGGCGCUCUAACAAUUGACCCAUAUAAUUGUUUAAAAAAAUUAUUUUAUCACACAAGAAUAUAGAAAUAAUGUUGAAAAAAGUUAUGCAAAAUAUGUAAAUUGAGUGCAUUUGAUAAAUACAUUUACUAUAGUUUAGUGUUGGAUACUUUAUUCCUUGAAUAUUAUUUUCUCGUCUUAUUAAUCGGGUGUUGCCGACUGUCUGUGCAUUUUUUAUUCAUUUUAUUAAUUUGCUUGAAAUGUGUUGUGUUAUUUAGUGAAAAUUCUUUCUACAAAGAGAAUUUUGAUUGUAAAUUAAAAACUUUCUGUGCGACAAAGUAUCUUAUCGUAUUUUUUAUUUCUUUUUGUGAAUAAGCGGAUAUAGCGGUAAAACUUAACCUCAAAAGAUUUUACAAAAUUAGAAAGAUGGAGACAUUUCUUGUGAAAUCAAAACAAGCUCUGCCAAAUUUAAGUGCAUAUGAGAAAAUACGUGUUGUAUUGGGAAAUCAAAGCUGUGAUUUAGAUUCAGCAGUAUGUGCAUUAGUUCAAGGACUUUUUCAAUAUUACGAUGUACAAAAGGAGAAUCGUGUCAAUGUUGCAGUAAUACCUGUUAUGAAUAUUUUUGAAAAGGAAUUUCGUGUGAAGACUGAAGUCCUUUAUUACCUUAAGCAUCAUAAAGUACCCUUGAGUUUAUUGACGUUUCGAGACCAAAUCGAUCUUCACGCCUUGAACGUUGAGAACAAAUUGGAGCUAGUUUUGGUCGACCAUCACACUCUCACCGAUGAGGAUUCGUUGCUGGCAGAUUCAGUCGUAGAAAUUAUUGAUCACCGUCCCCAAGAUGCAGCUUGGAGCUGGACCGGCAAAAGGAUUAAUCUACAAACAGUUGGCAGCUGCGCCACUCUUGUCGCUAAAACAGUUCUCGAGAAACAUCCAAAUUUAGUUGAUUCUCAAAUAUCCAAUCUACUACGAGGGCCAAUUCUAGUGGAUACUUGUAACUUUUCAAGGGAAGCCGAUCGUGCGACGCCGACAGAUUUCGAGGUGAUUCAAAGCCUGGAAGAGGUCGGUUCGUUGGACACUGAAAGGGAUGUUGUCUACAGAGAAAUUCUCUCGGCUAAAACCGACAUCAGUGGUUUGACUCCGGGCGAUUUGAUGAUUAAGGAUCUAAAAGUGGUCAAUGGAGUGCCUAUUGUUGGAUUUCCAAUUCUGGUUAUGGACUUUCUCGCAUUAAAUGGUGCCUUCGAAGCAAUCGGUACAUUCACAAAAAGCAGGUAUUGCUCGCUCACAGUACUCAUAGGAAUGGAUUUAAAGAACAACGUCGUAUCGAGGGACAUUGGUGUCUUCUCAUUGGACUUCAAUGAAUUGGAAAAUAAAAUUAUACAGGCCUUAACUUCAUCGACGGAUCCAAAUCUCGAUUUAGUGGAAGAUAGUAGACACCUUGGAAAAGGAAUGAAUUUGAUCGUCUAUCGACAGAGAAACGUGCGGGCAACUCGCAAGCAAAUACUACCGAUUAUACAAAGUGCAUCGACAGGAUGUCGUUGUUGACAGUUGUGCUGCCCUCGUUCCCCACAAAAGUAAAUAGUGAAUCUCCCAUUAAAUGAAUUAGCAUGUGGUAAUUAUACAUCCCUCUCAUUUUCUCAUCACUACGCCUAUUGGAAAUAAAUUGCCCUCAUUGCAAUGCCAUUUGCUAUUGGCUAAAAAAGAAAAAAAAAAAACAACUCAACCAUCAUUUCCAUGUAUAAAGUAACCUCGAGGAAAAAGUUAUAUUCUUUUCGUUUGUUUUUCCAUUUAGGACGAAAAAUAUCAGCUCAAAGGAACGCGAUCGCUUAUAUUUUCAUAUAUACAAUAUUCUUCGAAGAAAUGCGAUAUGCAUCUCGCAAAGUGCAACAAUGGAUCGGACGUCCUUUGUGUGCUGAGAAAUCGAAGGUCGACCAAUUUUCAAGAAGCAUAAACAUCCCGAGGGAGAGAGAAAGAGAGAGAGAGAGAGAGACCGCACCACGAAGCGAACUUGCUGCAUCGACAGGAGGCCUCUGUUUAUUUUUCAUUUCCCUGCGACUCGCUCCAUACUAUCAAACCAGGCGUCGAGACUCUCGAAUCACUAAUUUCCCAGACGUACACAACCAUGGAAAUCUGGUAAAUAAACCCAAACUUUUGAGCUGAUGGAAGCGGGGAACGAAAAAGUGGAGAGAGAGAGA